Molecule: messenger RNA, 285 nt
Organism: Cooperia oncophora
Lineage: Eukaryota; Metazoa; Nematoda; Chromadorea; Rhabditida; Trichostrongylidae
Source: the annotation of a GenBank genome assembly
AUGAGUGUGGAGCCAUACUGUCGCGAAUCUUCUGGUGUCGACGGUUAUAGAAGAAUGGAGAGCGAUUGUUCCAAAUACUACCAAUGUGUACAUGGUAAAUGGCUCGAGCGACCAUGCGCCCCAGGAACGGUGUUCAACGAGCGGCUGUCUGUUUGCGAUCAUGCCAGAAACGUUCCAGAAUGUGGUAAAUGGCUCGAGCGACCAUGCGCCCCAGGAACGGUGUUCAACGAGCGGCUGUCUGUUUGCGAUCAUGCCAGAAACGUUCCAGAAUGUGGUGGAUAUUGA